Molecule: messenger RNA, 2360 nt
Organism: Ictidomys tridecemlineatus (thirteen-lined ground squirrel)
Lineage: Eukaryota; Metazoa; Chordata; Mammalia; Rodentia; Sciuridae
Product: C-type lectin domain family 2 member E
Cellular component (GO): external side of plasma membrane
Molecular function (GO): natural killer cell lectin-like receptor binding
Source: RefSeq, a predicted model, not a curated record
CCAAGAGAUCACUAGAGAUCUCCUCCCCUGUCUGAGCACCAAGAUGACAGCUGCAGAGGCUUCAGUGGAAAUGUUAAAGACAGACCUUAGAUUCACGGAUGGCCUGGAGAAAGCAGGACCUGGUAAAAGUCUUCAAGGAAAACUUCUAGCAGUUAUAUAUCCUGUAACUCCUAUAAAAAUUUAUUUGUGCUUUUUCAUUAUCUCAGUCCUAAUUGCAAGUGUCAUUGCACUUUCCAUUAUUUUGUCAGCAAAAAAGACAGAGCCAAUCGUACAGAAUCUUGUGUUUGCUACCUGCCCAGAAGAUUGGAUUGGAUUUGGAAACAAGUGUUUUUAUUUUUCUGAAGACGUAGGGAAUUGGACAUUCAGCCAGACUUUUUGUGCUUCCUUAGCAUCCAAUCUUGCUCAGUUUGAAAGCCAGGAGGAACUGAAUUUUCUGAAAAGAUAUAAAGGGCUUUCGGAUCAUUGGAUUGGCCUUAACAGAGAAUCAUCACAUCACAUUUGGAGGUGGACAGACAACACUGAAUAUAAAGCUUUGUUUUCCAUCAGAGGAGAUGGCGAAUGUGCCUACCUGAAUGAUAAUGGAAUCAGCAGUGCCAGGCACUACACAGAUAGGAAGUGGAUUUGUAGCAAGCCAAACAGCUAUUUCCACAAGUGCCAAAUCACAUCAAGUUCUUUAAAAUAAAGCAGGAUGGAGGGAUAUUUUGUAACUUGUUAUAUACAGUUGCUGCUCCAUUUUUGUUUUCACUUAGCACUAGGAACAUGCAUUCGCAAAUUUAUUGACAACAACAAAGUGGCAAAUUAUACUUGCCCUGUCAUAGUACAGGGAUUUGGAAGGGUAUGAUUCUAAAUUAGAUAGGUGUUUUGGUAUGAGUUCAUAACUUAUAUUUUGAACCUGGAAUAUAAUCAAAAUCAGUGAACUCUACUUCUAUGAACUGAUAUUAAACUUUUCUUAUAUAGUCACUACUUGCUUUGAAUGCAUGUGACAAUAAAAAUGAGUAGACAACUGAAAGUAUGCAAAUUAUUUAAUAGUCAAUGAAAAAAUUAUAAUUGGCUUGAGACCUUUAACAUUUUCUUAAAUCCAUUCAAAAUUUUCUUAAUAAUAAAUUAUUAUUAUUUUUUUUGUGUGUGGAUUGGGGAUUGAACCCAGGGCCUUGUGCAUGUAAGGCAAGCACUCUACCAACUGAGCUAUAUCCCCAGCCCUAAAUGAAAAUUUAAUAAGUACUAAAAUUAAUAUUUAUUAUAUAUUCUAAAAUAUUACAAGCAGUGACAAAGUGUUUUUUACACUUUAAUUUUCAAUGUUCAUAUUGGCAUAAUAAAUAAAUGCUAUACUAUAUUUAUAAACAAAUGUCAUUUUAUUUUACCCUUGAAUUGAAAAUCUUGGUUGAAUUUAAAACCAAACAACAGACAAUUACUUGAACUCUUCAUUCACUGGAUACCUAAUUUCAAAAUGGUUUAUUUAUUAUUCAGUUUUGAAAACAAAAUUUGCUACACUGUACUGAUGAGUCCCAAAAAGGACGAAAUAACAAGUUACAAUUCAUCCCUUCCAUCUUUCCUAUUUUAUGGACAUGUUGAUUUCUCCUUAUAAUUCUUUUUAAAUUUAAAUAUCUCUAGAUAGAAGCUAAAGGGGGGAAAAGAGUUAAAGAAAAACAGGAUUUCAUAAAAAUAGAAGUGAGACAAAUAAAGGAAGAGGAUUGAGGGGGGUGAGGGGAGGGUGUGGGGAAAGACUAGGGAAUUAAAUUAACCAAAUAUGCUAUAUUCAUGUAAUUCUUUCACUGUAGCUCUAAUAAAGAUUUAUUGGCUUAAUUGGUUUACAAUUUAUUUUAUUUCGGGUUUCAUAAUCUAAUGCAUAAUGUACUUCUCUAUCCCCAGAGACUAGCACAGCAUGUAAAUACAGAUGUGUUCAAAACAUACCUGUGGAAUGAAGCAGUGUCUUCAUGACUAUGAGAUUCUGUCUUAUUGGCUUAGUUUCAGGUAUUUUUCUCACAAAAAUAAAGUUAAUUUCAAAAAAAAUAAGAAAGAAAAGAUAAGCAGAUUUUAUGUUGAUAAACAGUGUGGGACUAACUCACAAAUGAAAUUUGAGUAAAAUUAUGACACUUACUGACCUAGUAUUCUUUUUAAAACUAGUUUCUAAACAUUAUUUGCCACCUAUGAUCUUGAUAAAUUGUGUAGCCCUCUACCAGAGUUUCUUCAUAUGAAAACUCAAUAUACUAAUUUCAGCGCCACUGGUGAGUUGUAAGACUCAAAUAAAAUUGUGCAUGGAACUUUCUUGCUAAUCUGUAUACCUGACUUAUGUUAACUUUUUGAUAAAACUGUUCUUUCAUUAUUGCUCAGUGGAAAUAAAAGUAAAACUAACACCAAAA